ACACACCUGUUGCUGCCCUACAGGUGUCGCCUCGCUACGACCAGCACGAGCACGGUGAAGUGUAUUGCAGUGCGCAGGAAGCUCUUCAGGUGUCCCCGGCCGGUCACCACCACCACCGCCCCUCUGCCCUCGCAGCUGAAGCCGCUCUCUGUGUCCCCGGCGGCCGCCCAGCCCUUCUCCAGCUGGUCCCCGAUCCUCCGUAGGCGGGAGGCGAGCAGCUGAGCCACGGAGCACGGUGAGGGUCCGCGGGCGCUGCAGGUAGUGUCACCGGGCAGGAGCAGAGGCUGGUCUAUCGGUAACCAGCACAUCUUCUCUGACAGAACAACCAGUCUCCUCUCCUUAAGUCCUAAGGAUAUAUGACCCUCCUCCUCUGUCAUCAAACCUUAACUGUGUUUGCAUCCCCCCUUUCUUUCUCCCUCUCUCUCUCCACCUCUCUCUACUGUAUUAUUCAUUACAGUGUCACAUGGUGUGGGGUUUACAUCAUCUUCUCCCAAAAGAGCGAUGCAAUGGUUAACUCUUCAAUUUCUUCUGUCUGGUUUGAUCCGGGCAGUCUUUUGUUAUAAGGGUUUGUGGGACAUUGUGUUCUUUUCUCUUAUUUUUAAACUCUCAGAUUCGCAUUUUGCGUUAUUUUCAAGCAAAAAGACCCCAUGUGAAUGACUAAAACAUAUUUACAUUUUAAUAACAACAACUUAAAGUAAUGGCCUUAAAAGAAUUAUGUCUUUAUUGUGAAAAGUUGCGUCCAUAAUAAAGCUGGGGAAUUAAAACUUGCGGAACUAAUGAAGAGCAGCGCGUUGUCUUUACACGGACUAUUUACAUAGAAGGACGCCUCAUUGUGUUGCGUGAAAACAGAGCUAUGGUUUCCCACAAGAGUUUUGAACAUUUUAAAUAAACAAAGUACCGCUUUUUGACAUCGUGAAGUUGUGUGUUUUUAACAAUGCGUGUUGAAUAUGGCGGAAGACGAGCUUGAUGCGUUCAGGAAGCGCUGGAAACGAGAGUUAAAGAGCAAAAAGGAGAGUAGUGCAUCUUUUCCCUGUGACACUUCUGAUCAAUCAGGUAAAAAGGACUUACAGAAGAGGUAUUUUGAAGAUUUUAAAAACCUCAACCACUCCUGCAGCACAUCUGAACCAGGUGAGCGAGGUGACUCAGAGGAGGAAAGGUUUGCUGCUAAAAGAGGAGGAGAAAAUGCUACGAAGUCCGAGGAUCAGCCGGAGUAUGUGUCCAUUGCACAUAGUUUGCUGGAUGGGAGGACCAGUCCUCUUCUGGACAGGAUCCAGGAGGAGAGAAGUAGGAGAAAGAGACAGUAUCAGAAGGUGACUGAUGUCUGCAGAUCCUCCUUGCAGCAGCAGCAGCAGCAUCCUCAGAGGAAGAGCAGAAAAGAUGAAGAGCUGGUGGAUCAGCUCAUUCAGGAUCUGGUAAGAGGAAGAUGAUGAUGGUGUAGAUGGUAGUGAAGUGAUAUUUAAAUGUAAUGUUUGUAUUCUUUGUUUUUUUAUUCAGAAUGAAGUCAAUGACAUCCCUUUCUUCGAUAUUGAGCUCCCCUAUGAGUUAGCCCUGAAGAUAUUCCAGCAUCUGGACUGCACUGAGCUGGGCAGGUGUGCUCAGGUAGGCAGCAGCUGUGGCUUUACAACAUAUAUGAACUCAAACAUGGCUACAGUGGACAUCAAUGGGCCUCAAAUUCAAAGAAUAGCUCCAUAUUUACCACAUUUUAUACAUGUUGAUAUCCUUGUGAAAGAGUUUGACAAUAAAGAGACAUGCAGUCUCAGCCAUGUUAGUUUAAAAACAGUGAAUGAAUCUACCCAGAAUCCUUUUACCAUUAAGUGUGUGUGUUUAUGUUGACAUAAUACAAAUAAAAGAAAAACAAAACUUCUCUAAAAAGGUUACUUUUUGGUCUUAUUUAGCAUUAGUGUUGCUUUUAUUUUUAGGGUUUUUUGCAUUUUAGCUUCUUUAGCCGUUUAACAAAUUUGUUUUCCUAAAGUCUGACAACGGCAGAGCCCACUUCUUUUAAGCUCCUUUGAAGAGUUUUUAAUAUAUAUUUAAUAGACUGAAGCUCAUAUUGAGGCUUUUUGAUGGUAUACAUGUAAGCCAAGAUUGACUCUAGAUUUUCCAUGCCUUAAACCUGUGUAAGAUGGUAGGUAUUAGCCAAGCAGCUGGAGAAACAUCCUUGUUUUUAUGUUUUUCACAUAACAUAUUCACACUAAAUCAAACAUUUGACUGACAAAAAUCAGCAUGAUGGGACUUUUUUUUUUUUCAGCAUGUAGAAGACAAGAUAAGCAUGAACUGCUUUGUCAACAGGCAGUUCUAAAUUUGACACAAACUGAAAGUUCCCUGUAGGAGCUGUAAGUACCUUACAACAUCGACUAUUGCAGCUCAAAUGGUCCUAAAUGGUCAGCAUUUCAAGAUGGUUCUGGUUAGUUUUUGUUGAAUUAUGCCAGGGUAAAGGUAUCAAACUGGGAUGACCCUAACUUGUAGAGGCCUGGAGCAGAUUAACAAACCUAAACUUAUAAGAACUAAACAUGUGCUGUAACAUUUGAACUCAUUUUGACAGUAUUUACUUUUCAAACAUACAUUCGUUUGACUUUCUGUUUAUGCACACUGUCUUUAUAGAAAACUCAUGACGUGACUGUUUAGUGAAAAAUUUCAUGUGGCUGAUAUGCCAAAAUGUUGAUGCUUUUGUGUCCCUAACAUACAGUUUUACUUGAAUUACUCUGAAGUGUUUGUACCUUCCCAGUUUGGGUGUAAGUGCAUCUGAGUGUGUGUAUCUGUAGGUUGGGUCAUAAGCUUAUUUAUGUCUUUUUAUCAAAAAUAUCUGUAUGAAUAUAAGAAAGUGUUAAAAAAUUGUAACAGUGAGCAUGCUCUCUUACCAUUGUGUUGUCUUGUUUGUUAUGCUUGUUGAGAGGUUUUUGGCUCUUAGUCUGAGUCUCCUGUUACAUCUACCACCCACUCCCUCAAACACGCAGAACCGCUGAGGCUAGCUUUAUUACCUUAUGUGACCUAAAUGGCUAUAGAUUAGUAAAUUACAUUUUGUCGGGCAGGGCUGCAGCAUAAGGCGCGUGUGUCCAUUUGGCAGUCAGCCGGCCUCAUUAAAAGCACAAAUGAAUCAAGUGAUGCAAGCUGGUAAUGUAUGCUGACUCAGUCUGCUGUAAUACUGUCCAAUCUCCUCCUCCCCCAGGUGAGCAGGGCCUGGAGAGUCCUUGCAGAGGACAGUGUCCUGUGGUACAAGAUGUGCACAAGGGAGGGUUUUCACCAGGAGGCCGGUGUGUCCGACUCCCCCUGCUGGAAGAGCACGCUACGAGACUGCAGGAACUCGGCCAGAACAGUGUGCUCCAACUGGAAGGUCAGUCCAGGACUCAGAAUAAAUCAUCUAACCAUCUGAUCUCCUGUUUUGAAACUCUAAUGUAGUACAUAUAAGGUUGGAUUGUGUGAUUGUCUGGCUGGUGUUGUGUAAUUUAGUUGAGUCAUAUUUUCUGUGCAGAACCGAGUUGGAUCCAUCAGCCAGCUGCAGUUUGAGCUGGGGAAGGUGCUCUGUGACGUCAGCUCCUGUGACAACUUUGUUUUAGCUGGGUGAGUUACAAGGAACGCGCACAUGUAGCUUUUUAAACAGACCAACCACAACAAUAUAACCAUUACCUUGUCAGUGUGUAGGAUAUAUUAAGCAAGUGUCCUUACAGUUAAUAAAUAAUGCCAACUAUACAUCAGAACACUUUGAGAAGAUCCGGAAAAGACUCCUGGAAAACUAUGAGCUCACACCUGCUCACAUCUUAAGACAAGCGUUUAGAGUUUUUAGUCACAGCCUAGUCUCAGACUGAGAUUUACAAAGACUGUGAAUCUUGCAGGGUCACUAUUUACAGGACUACAACUAGAUUUUUAUUGCAUUCUUUGACAGAGUGGAUGUCAAAUAAGCAAGGCUGGUCUGCUCACAGCUCCACCAUCAGCUCCUCUUUCUGGACUGUCCACUUAGGGCAUUUUAUCGCUGGUAAUUCUCCAUCCAUUCUUGUUCUUCUUGUUUUGACUAUCAGGUUUCCUUUUACGCUUUUGUUAGCAGAAUCUAUUGGUUGUUGGUUGUGUUACCUCACUGUGACUUACCAAGUCUUACCAAAACCCAAGACUAAGAAAAGACUGAUAUGAAACAGCGCAGAUUACCACCUUAAACUUAACGAUAAAAAAGACAGGAGCACGCUGUGACUCCAGUAAAACUCCUGGAUUUACUGAAGACUUUCAGCUUUUAGUCUGGGACUGAAAAUUGUUUGAUGUAAGCCUAGACGUAGGAAAAUGUGCAACCAAAAGGAUGUGAGCGACUUUGAGAAGCACCACAUUAAGAUUUGGAGAUGCUAGACAACCGGUGGGUGUGCCUUAGAAACUGCAGCUCUUGUAUAAUACAACCUGAGUCUCUAAAAAAGUAAUGCUAGUUCACAGUUUGCAUGAGUUUGUUUUUUUCAUUUUCAAAUCAGCAACUGUCACCUGUUAUCAUCUAAAUUUGAGAGGCAGAACUUAUUUAUUCCAGUGAUGUGUUUAAAGACCUCCAGUCGAGACUUACAAGCUGAAUUUAUGGCUGCAGUGUAAAUGCUGUUGUUUAUUGGUCCAUUACAUCCCCUGGGAUUGCGCCUGUACAUCCAUUUCAAGGAGCGAUCCGUCUCAGUUCAACUGUACACAUAAACAUACUGUACUCUUACUUUUUACCCCAAAAGGAACCUUUUUUGAGGUUCUGUGAUAAUGUUCAGAAGAAUGAUAUCUGUGAAUGGGGAAUAGUUUGUCAGUUCAUUUCAGUUCAGAGCAAGUAUGUCAUUGCAGGGAUGAGCUUUCUGCCUUCUUUUGCUCUCUACAUCUGGAACAAGAUCGGUAAACGCUGCCCAUGGACUGUUUUCAGAUUAGUAGAGGAGGAUAGAAACAAUAUUUCUCUACUAUGAAACCUUUGAGCAGCAGUUUGUGAAAUAAUUUAGUGCAAUGGCAAGAAUCAAGGCUGAUAAUAUAUCAGAUUUUGUUAAUGUAGGGUUUAAAGUUCUGGAUCAUUGAUGAGGAGCAUCACAAUUUUGCAUAUCUGUUAAUUCUGACCAGUGGCUUUACUGGUGGCAGAUGUCUGUGAAGGAUUGGUGUAUAAAUCACAGCCUAAUGAAACAAAACCUGUUGUUAAAUAAUCAAGACAGUGAUAGAUUGUGAUGAACCACAUGAGCCUUUUUGAGGUGGUGUGCAGAGUCUCUGGGGAGAGAUGUGAUUAGAUUCUCUUCAGUCCUGCUGAGUCUCAUUGAAAAGAAGACCAGUGGAGAAGUAGGAGCAUUCAAGCUGAAACAGUCCACUGAGUGAAAUACAAACCUACUCUUGAAUUGUUGGUUUUGUACCAGGACUCUUCGCAAUUUAACAGCAUCAAUAGUUUCCCCAUUAUUGCUGCUCAUUCAGGAAAGUAAAAGACCUGCAACUUAAUUAGGAAGAAAAGAAUCAAUAGUCAUAAAGAGUUAUCAGAAAGUGAUACGAUUGCAGGCAGAAAAUUGUGUUAGAAACGUGCUGGAAUGAGAUUUCACAUUUUAAAAAGACAACAGGAGACGUCGCCUCAUUAACCCAAUCACUCCUGGAGUCACACAGCGACACAAAGGCCGAAUCUGUCAGGACUCGUGUGAACAUCUUAGUUUGAAAGUUUACUGCACCUCAAAGUUUUGACUGAGUGAUUUGGGGUAAGAUUCAUUGUCAUGUGGAGAAGAUGCACCAAUUAUUUCCAAGUGUGUAUCCCGUUUAUUUAUUUCCUGCCAAACCUGCAGACACUCAAAGAGCGCUCACACGCACACCCUCUGUCACACACUUGCUGUCGCUGUGUCACACACUCUGGCAGCGAGGCGGGGACUUGCUCAGACAUGAUGGUAUCUGUGGAGGUGGGAACGUUGGCAGUUUGUCGUCUCCCACAGUGAGAGCUCUUUGACUUGGGCGAGGAGUGAAAGGAGCAGAAGUCCUGUUGAGGAAGGCGGGUGAGGGGGGCGUUGUUGUUACUUAAAGAUCUGCGAGUCUCAAAGGAGGCCUGUUAUACUCAUUUUUCCCUUUUUAUUUCAUUGUUAUAUCACCUGAAGGCAACUUUGCAUGCUUUGCUGCUCAAAAAACUCCAUCCAUUAUACGAUAUAAAGUUAGACAAAGCUUGUGGGUGUUACUUUUUACACAGCUUGCUUAGAUACAUCAAAAGGAGCCAGCUGAGGUAGUUCAGGCAUCCUGGGUGUGGCCAGUAGAGCUUGCUGGGGAAGAUCCCAUCUGGCCUGGGAGCGCCUGGAGAGCUGGAAAGGGUUGCAGGGGAGAAGGAGGUCUGGGUUAACUUGCUGAGAUUGCUGCCUCUGCAACCCAAUCCCAACUAAGUUUCUUAACAACCACAAAAAGCUCCUAAGAGCAGCUUUUUGAAACAUACUGAAUCAACAAAAUGGAGAGAGGAGCUUUUGGUACAUUUACUGCCAUUAAAAAAGCCAAGAAGCAGAGCAAUGAAACUGCCUCUCUAGCUUUAUUGGGGGUGUCUCUAAUUGAGGGUCUGGGGUUAUUAAUUCAUUUAUUUAUUUGUGUUUCUAUAUGAGUUUUAAUUAGUUUGGUAAGAAAAGCCUCACUGGGAGUAAAACUAUCUUUUACAAGAGUGACCUGGCCAAGAUAAGCAGCAGCACCUUCCAACAAAGGGGCAUACAACACAGUCAUCAGUCAAAGCAUCUGCACCCUGCUGCAUCUUCUUCCAGUGCCUUUAGUCCACUUUUAAGAAAGAGACCGACUCUUUUCUACCCAAAUUCUCCUGAGCACACUCCAGGCUGCGGGGGCAGAGUACCUAAAACGUUUUUCCUCAUUUCAAGAUGCACUCUGGGGAAAGUAAAUGAAAAUAAUAUGUUUUGUCGCUUGGUGACAGAAACUGAAGCUUCCAUCCUGUUUCAUGUUAAUAAAACUAUAAGUAAGAGGUAAGCAAAUCAAAAGCCGCCUAAUAAACUUGGACAUCCCAGUGCCUAAGUCUAUGUUGGCAAUACGACUCCAGCAUACACAAAGCAGGUUCCUGAGAUUUGAACAAACCCUAGAGCUCCGUGGUAAACAGUAUACAGGGAGUGAAGGCUUCGGAGGGGUGAAUGCAUGCAUGUAUGACAUAUCACCACGGUCAGUCAGGGGAGUAUAAGCAGCAACAACAGGGGUUGUCUUUGCAGCAAAAGAAAAAAUAAAUAAAUAAACAAAACAAACAAACAAACAAACAAACAAAAAAACAGAAGCUCAUCUGCAGCCUCUUUAAGUUGCUGCUUAUGAAGUUUGACAGACAGUGAAAUACCAGUUAAUACAUCCAGUUAUUUAUAAGAAGAUAAAGACUCGAAUGACAUCACCUGUUAAUAGAUAGCCUACGAGUGUUUCAGAGUAAGCAUAUUUCCCUGUUAGCGGCGCUGACCAGCUCGUAGGCGUAGGUGUGGUCUUUGUCUUUGUUCAGUGGAUCUACACAGACCGAGCUGACCCGGUUGUUGCCACUGAAAAUCUAACUUCCCACAAAAGGCCCCAAAAUACUUAAUAAAAAGUAGUUUUUUCAAGUUAACAAAUUCCCUCAAAGUCCAUUCAAAUUCUGCGUCUGCCGACUAACGAGGCGUUCAUGUGGCUCCGUACAUCUUUAAUUCGUGUGCAGCUCCGACACGCAUUGAUAGCCACAGCAGGAUUCAGUUGUGUCAAUUUAUGUAGACAGUUAUUCUGGUAAAAAAAAAAAAAGUUAUUAGAUGAAAAUGGAAAUUUCGUGGAAAUAUUUUUACUAGAAUAGAUUUUUUCCUUAAAUUUACGUGAAUUAUAAACCCAAAGUCGCUCAUUUUCAGUGCUGCCCCUGAACGUCUCACGGGAGCCGAGCUGCCCUCAGCUCACCUGAGAUUUGAAUCAUGUGUGCGGCAUAACAUGGCUGUGAAACUAUAAAUGAUCGCUUUUUAUGUGGUAUUUUUUGCAAAUAUUUGAAUUUAGAGCUAUAUCUACAAAAUUCAUAGAGGACUUUAAAUUUUAUUUUAAACAUCUCCUUGUCACAUAGGCUAUAGACAGACUGUCAUCUUUAGUGUCAUUUUAAAUGAAUACUUACCAGGAAUUAGGCUGCAGUUAAUGUGAAGACAGGUCUGAUGCAAAGCUGCAACAUGACAGAAAUUUGUAGAUUUAUUGCUGUAAAGCUUAUUUCAAGGAGAAAAAGAUUUAAAUGUCAUAACUGCGUAUAAGCAAUGUGAACCUGGAGAUCUACAGUGGAGGUUCAGAGAGGAUCAUUAUGACAUCCUGCUGCAGUGAAGAGUGGUAUGAGGUGAAAUGUCCCGCCUUGUUCCGCCCAAACAACACCCCUGUAAUCCUGGAAAGAUCAUGUAACAAAGACUCAGGAAAACAAAAUAACAACCAGUCAGGAAGGCGUGAGAAGGGGGAAUGAUUCAGUGGUGAGAAGGUGACGUCAGGUAUUCUGGAAAAGACAAAGUUCAGUGAGUGCAGUGGAAAAUAGGCCAACAUUCAGCCACAACAGGCCUCCAUCUUUUUCGUACAGUUUUCACCUGUUGAGUUUGAUGUGAUGUGCUUGUUUGGGUUUCAGGUAUACAUCAGGGGAUGUGAGGCUGUGGGACACUCUGCACUGGGACUCAUCGGCCUCUUACCUGAAGACAAACAGUCUGUCGGUGACCUCUGAACCCAGACCUUAUGUUAGUCAUGUGCAGGUCAACAGCACAGUGGCAGCUGCUGCUUAUGAGGACGGUGAGCCUAAGGGAGUUCCUGACUUUAGCAUGAUUACUUAUCACCGUUACUGUAGAAAACAGGGUGAGUGUGUUUCUCCAUCUUUGGUUCAGGCUGUGUGGACCUGUGGAGCACAGAGACAGGUGGAGUGCCCAUCCACCACUACCAGACCCCUGACAGGAUCCAGGCUUUGGCCCUGAGCCCUGACAGCCCCGCCCUGUGCUCAGCUGCUGGACCUGAUGUUCGGCUGGACGGUGCAGAUGAUCGUGGCUACUGGAGGACACUGUGCCGGACUCAACUACCCAAGACAGUGAGUUAGACUGUUUAAUUCCUCUAUGUGUGAAAUGCUCCACACUGAUGUGCUGUUGUGUUAAUUAACACCAUGACUUCUUUGGGGUCAAAGGUAUUAUAUUGAGCCCUAAAAACACAGUAAAAUGGAGUUAAAUCCUUUAAAAGAACAGCCUGAAUAUCUGCUAUUUAACUAAUCCUGUCUGUGUUGCAGGUAGAGGGUCUGGUUUUGGUGCCAGGCAGGGGGCAGCAGCGCCCGCUGGCAUUGCUGUCAGCAGCAGAGGCCGUGUACCUGUUGGACCCCUGGGAGGAGGAGCCACAGACGCUCCAUUCAGUCUAUGGUCACCCUGUUACCUGCGUGGAUGCCUCCAACUGCAAUGUUGCGUUCGGGAUCAAGCGCACAGGAUGGGCCAUGCAUGAUGGAGGAAACAAGGUGAGUUUAGUUUGUUUCAAUAUUUUAAAUGUGCAUUUUCAACAAAUUCCUAUUAAGAAUUAUUUACAGAUGUUUGAAAAAUAGAAACUACCAAAAAGGGUUAAAAUACCAUCAGAUAGUUACAAGUUACAGUUCAUCAUUAAAAUGAUUAAAAUGAGCUGAAAUAUUGAAAAUAAUUGAAUUAAAAGCAGCUGUACGUGUUUGAGUCUUUAACCUGGCUUGUUCUUCAUAUCUGGAGCAUAAAAGCUGAAUGUGACUUCAUGUGACUGUUUCUUACAAAUUCUUUUUUUUUCAAUUGUUUUUACUCGCUCUUGGUUGUAAUGCUGUUCAGGUGCCAGACAGUGGAUGUAGCACAUCUGAAAGCUGUUAAACAACAAAGGAAAAAACAGAGCAUAAGUGCCAGCUGCUGGUUUAACAGUUUGGGUGCUGAGGGACUCAAAAAUGGUGAAAAUUGCAGAGACUUCUGCAGCCACAGCAGUAUUUGAUGUGGAAGUCUUUUUCCACACAAAGCAUAAAUAAGUAGCUGUUAUGGGUCUUCCUUACUGCUUGUAUCUGUAGAUGUGCACAGGGGGUUGUGUGGGGUGUGAUGGAGGGCUAUUUGAGUAUUUGUUAAACAGUUGCAAGUAACUAUCAAAUCAAACUUUUGCUUGAGAUGUCGUCCCUCAUUUGUAGUUCGAAGUCCAGGUGUAGUUAUUGCUUGAUUAGGCGAUUAAACUGGACUUUUGUCCUUUUCCCAGUCUAAUCAAUUUAUAGGCAAAAGUAUGUCUGCCUUUGCCACGCUACUGCUCCGCACUGCUGGGCUGUCUGCUGGUGUAGGUACCAGAUGUGUUCAGGCUGCCAGAUUGGUUCGGGGCCCAGCGCCUGUUGAAUAUGUCAGACUACGACAAAAUCCAUUGCGCUCCAUUUAAUAAGUCAAACGUGCGUGGCAAAAAGCCCCUCAUGGUUUUCUUAAUUUCUGUUUGUUUAUUCAGUUGACCUCAAAAUAUAUAUAUAAUUUUUUAAUUUUUAGAUGGCUUUAAUUGUACAUGUAAUCUUUUCUAAAUGAAAAAGAAAAAAAAGUACGCAGGGUCUCCGUUUAUCAAUUGAUAGUUUUGUUUUUAUUCCACAUUUCCUUAAGCAACCUAAAAAAGGCGGUAGUACGGCUGUCCUAAAUCCCCUUCGAUAAGUAGUGAUAGAUUGCUUUGUAAAUUUCGUCCAUGUUUUCUCGGAAUAACUACAAUCCCAUGAAACCUACUCCGGCGAAAACCGCUUCCGUAAUGACCAGCCACAAUCUUCUACGUCAUCUGAACCAAAUUCCAGCCAAUCAUAUAGAGUGAUGUCAUCAUAAAGGCGCUGGGCCCCGAGCCGAUAUGGCAGCCUGAACACAUCUGGUACUGACACCGGUUGACCUGUUAUGUCAUGUACCAAAACAAUCGACAAACAUGUUAGCAAGAGACCAGAUCAAAUUCCAAUGUCACCAGCACCAACAACUUUACAGCUCUGGGUCUUUUGUGCGUACAGUGCAUCAGCUUUGUCAUUUUUAUACAUCCUUUUUUUCCUGUUAUGAUGACUUAUUUUGUUGUUUUCUAUAAGCCAGACAAAGUAUGUAGUUGUUAAACAACAGAGGCCCCAGGGUUGAUCCUUGAGGAACUCCAUACGUUGUUUUUUUUUUCUGCUUCAAUGUAAAGUUGUAUAUGAUACAAGGUAGUCUCUGUCCUUUGAGUGAGCGGUAGAGCAGCAGUGGUCUUUACAGUUUACAUGCUUCCUUUCAUAUAAUCAGCUGAUUAUUGUUCACUGGCCUGCGAGAAAAGGCUUCUGUAUGCAUAAGAAAUAAUGAUGUUUGGAUGUUAAUGGAACUGAUGGAGCUUUAUCAAGGCCUCUUUUGUGUCGGGAUUUUAGACGUGCUCAUAAAAAAUGUUGCCCAGACAUUAGUAAUUAAAAAUGAAAAGCUCCCAAAUGAGGAAACAAGGUCACACAUGCUCUCAAACUGGAACGUAAUGAAAAAAUGGGACGGUGAAAAAGGCAAAUAAUGUGGUUUGAUCAAAUGGAGCGAUGAUGAUGAACACACUUAGGAGAGGAGAGGACAGAGGUUUGGGCUCUGGGCCACCCUCGCCUGCUGUUGCUGCUUUAAUAAGUCAAGCUCUUUGGGAAAAUAUUAGCCUCUUAACCUGAAAGCAAACAUCUUUUUUCAUUACUGUUGGCCUGCAUUUAAAGUAGAUUUUUUUAAUGCAAAGUAUCAAAGACCAGGCCUCUCUAAUAAGGUCUCAUCUGUGUAAAUGUAAACUUAGUCUCUUGACAGUGUGAUCAGUUUUACUCCAAGUCCCUUCAGACCACUUGACUCCCCUUACAAAUGAACGUGAUGUACCUGUGAGGGGUUUGUUUAUAAAAUACCUCUCUCUCAAAUAGCUGCAAGCCCUCAUCGGACCCAGCUCCUAAUUGCUGCAGCCUUUAAGGGCACUUUGAAAAGCUGCUGUUCCCCGAGCUGCCUCUGUUUGCUGCUAAUAAUAUCGUGUUUCUAAUGACCCCGCACACUAAUUGACUCUUAAGCCUUUACUUAGAAAAGUACAAAGAGCCGGGGGACAAACUAUUCUGCUGGGAUCAGGAGGCAGAUAUGCAUUCAAGUUCACUCCAUCAAAACGUUAAUUUUUUGGGUUGAUGUUUAUGAAUAAAACAAAUUAUAAUUAAACCUAAAAACUCCAACUUCAGUUGCCAUGGAGACUGGACAUCUGCUAGCUUUAUAACAGCAAGUACCACCCGAGUAUAUUGUGUUUUUUUUGUAGCACUUUGUGGGUGAUGGACAGGUUUUUGGCAUCACCAUCACUGACAUCAUCGCAGUAAGAAAAGAACAGCUGAUUCAGAGACGGCACUAAAGCACCACACAGUGGAGCAAUGAGAGAGCAGCAGUAAGGGACCAAACAGGCUCAGAAUAUCAUUUCAUUACAAUAUGUUUUAUUUAUUUUUGCAUGAUCACAGUUUAAAAAAUACUGUAAGAUAGUUUAUAACUUUAGUAGUCCCUGCAUUUGUCCCCUUUCUCUUUUUGAGAUUGAAGAUUGGAGUUAAUAUUCUCCGUAUUCCAAAUAGUUUGUCGUUUUUAAGGAGCCUAAUAAUAAGGGAAUUUCUCUGAUAAAAGUUAUGAAUCACUGUUUACUUGAGACCAUGGGAAAUCUUAAAAACACAUGUCCAAAUACUUUGACCUCAAAGAGUUUUCCAAUAUGCAAAAAGAUCAGUGGUAAAUCAGUUCCUCAGCAGUAUACAGAGGCAUUAAACAGAACACAUUUCAUUAAAAAAUGAAAUAUAUAUUGUUCAUCACUAUGUUUAAAUUGCUGAAUAAUCACCUCAAAACAAAACACUUUGAUUUUGUUUUGUUAAGGCCACUGUCACUUGUGGAUUUUCACCAACGAGUGUGGUGAGCAAGUGACUGUUUCAGUGUAGAAUCUGGAUUCUGGAUAUUACAAAACAGUCCUGUUUCUACACACUGUAUUUCUAAUAGACCUGGAAUGUGCCUCAAUUCUUGAAUCUAUUUUAUUCAGCUUUCAAGGUAAUACUUACUGGAGCUUAUUAAACACUGAAAUGACUCGUCAGACUAAACAGGAAAAUAAAUAUGUAUAACAAGCAACUUCAUAUUUGAAUUAUAUUUCAAACUUUUAUUUUUUGUGAUUUUAUGGUUUAUAAAAUAUGGCAUGAUGUAACUGUUGAAUUAUUUUCCAUAUCUUUUUCUGUUGAAAAUCAUUUUGUGAACGAUUUCAGGGCAAAAUAAGUUAUAGAGGUUGAAAAGUUUCUGCUGACAUCUGAGAAUUUUUCGAAAGUCUCAAACAGCUGAAGAAAGGAUUUUCAAAUCUACUGAAAAUAAUAUGUUUUUCAUUUUUACUCAUGCUGCUUUUUGAGUGAUUUGUAGUUUCCACUACCUUUUAUUGUACAACAGUUACUUUUGUGCACUCAGCAAUAACUGUCAAAAUCUGACUCAAACAUCAUAGUUUGUUUUUAGCUUUCUCUACAUUUGAGAGGGCAGCUGCUAUCUUCCCCAUCCCAAAGUCCAAUGCAUAUUGCCCCAAUGAAAUCAAAGCAUACACAUGCCCGCUAGGGAUGGGCGAUAUAGGCUAAAAAAUGUAUCACAAUAAAAGUUUUGCCAUUUUAGCGAUAAGUCCCAAUAAAAAAUAUUAUAAUUCCAGGUUAUGGAGAAAACUGGUGAAAUGUGAAAACACUUUCAACAAUUGUUGAAAACUCUUAUUACACAGAGUGAGCAGAUCCACUGUCUGAUGUUAGGCAUACCUGAUUGCACUCUAAACCCCAAUCUCAAAGGAAAACCCUCAUGUGGAAUCUUGUUUAGCAACAACCUGCUCAGAAACAUCUUCUUCACUACCCUGGCCAUGUUUGUUAUUCUGCUCUGUGUGGGCUACGGCUGCGAGUCCAUCGGUCGCGCUUACGUCAUCAACUUGUAUUCAUUGCAUUUAUCGUGAGAUGGAAUAUUUAUCAUGGAGGACUUUUCUGCCGAUAAAUUGGAAAUGAUAAUUUAUGCCUGCAAAAGACUUGCUCUUUUCUUUGCACCUGAUUGUGGUGAUUAGCUCUUGGCUGUACAGACCUGCACAGUACACUCUCAUCCUGACAGAGCUUCAGUCUACUUAAACACAAGUGUUAAAUUUUACGUCUAGCUUACUUCCUGGGGCUAGCUAGUGUAAAUCAGCUCCUCCUGACCUGUAUGUUUUGGGGUUGAGUUGGACUGAUUUAAACUUUUAGUAUUAGACAGAACAUGAUAUCAAACUUGUGUAGUGUAGUUCAUAAACGUGUUCUAUCACAGACUCUAAAUCCAUCUGAAAAAUGGAAUUCUGAACCAAAGCAGCAUUGCCACUUAAGUAAAAGAGAAAAAGUUGCAGGUCUUCUCCUCGUGAACUCUAAACUUUUAAUUAUCUUGUUCAUUUUAUUUUCAAAUGUAGAGCACAGAAAGUUUCACAAACAUUCAUUUAUUCCACAGCGAGCUUUGCAAAUUCACUAUUAGCAUACUACUCUUACUAAUUAAAAUAUUUCACAAAUUUAAUUAACCUUCUGUCACUCUUCUUUCAGCGGUUUCAUACAGUGAGGAAGACAAAGCAUGAAUUGGCUGCAAAACAUUUUUUUCCCAGUCUCCAGUCAGGAAACAUAUGCUUCAUUAAAACCUGUCAAAAUUCAUGGAGGUGGCACCAAAGAAAGUCAUGUCACACCUUUUUGUCUGACAGAAGAGUGAAAGAUUUUCAUUUUCAGCAUCUUGACUUGCAUGAACUCAACCACAUUGUCAGCUUUUGAUGUAAAUGACUGAAUUUGGAGCAGUUUAGAUUUCAACUCUGACAGGUUUCAGUGCAGAAGUUUUCUUUUUUCCAUCGUAUUAUUGUAUUUUGGCACUUGUCACUCAGCUGGUAGCUUUGUCUUUGUUGGUGUUUGUGCAUGUAUGUGCAUAUGUGUGCGUAUGUAUGUGUGGUCGGAGCCAGUCUCCAGAUCCUCAUUACUACGUGCCACUUUCUUGCCAGUGGACUGGGGGGGGCACCCAGGCAGACACCCAGCUCGUGGCUGGGCAUUCAAUACUAUCUGGCAUCUCCACUGGCAAACUGUCUGUCCACUGCAGUCCAUCUACCGCAGAGCACAGAGCACAAGUGCUGUCUGAAAACCUGUCAGCCUCUCUCUGCUAAGAGUCGAGAGGGUUGGUUGGACGCAGGGAGGCUGAGGGAAAGUUUUGAUGUUUGGUCUUUUUGUGUGUGGGAUGAAGAUGGACUAAUUAAGGAUGAAUGGAAGUAAUUUGGCAGAGUAUUUCACCCAGGAAAACCGGUUGUUUCCUGGGUGAAAUUAGAGUUAAAGUGAUCUUAGAAUGAUACAAUAUGUUUACAUGCUCAGUUACGUUGAGCUGAAGUUAAAGUUCAAAAAGGUGAUUUAGUUAAACCACUGUCUCUGGUGCUGACAAAAGAAUAUCCACCUCUGCAACAGUCAGUGGCAACAUGACCCCUAAAGCUUGUUGCUGCUGAGCCGCCUCCUUUUGACCGACGACAUGAAGUACUAAAACGAUCAACAAACUCUCAAGCAUGAGAUGUGAAUGUGCCAUUGAAAACAUGUCAAAAUACAACUCUACACCUUUUAUAUAAUACCAUACAACUUGAUGAUAAUAUAUUAUUAGGGCAGGGACAAUAUGCCUUUCUCCUGAUUUGAUGCUUCUACGAUUUUUUGGAUGCCGAUUUGAUCUUAAUGAUGAUUCUGCGAUAUUGUUGAUUUUCUCGUUUUAGUCUGUAUUUUUAACACCAGUGAUACAGUGGUGUGAUUAUGAUUAUCUACUGACUAUUUCGGGAACCAUAUUUCCCCCAAAAAUACACAUCACAUGUAAGUCAUUUUUUAAGAUUUAUUUUUAAAUAAAAAAAAAAAAAAAGAUUUUUGUGAUUUUGAUUUCAUUUAAAAAUUGUGAAACAAAAAUUGCGAUACUUACAUGAAUUUAUUUUUUUUCCUACCCCUAUAUAUUAUAGUAUAGUAAUGAUAUAAUAUGAUAUGAUAACAGUAUGAUAUGAUAUAAUAUGAUAUGAUAUGAUACGAUAUGAUAUGAUAGACUUACGAUACCAAGGUGAUAUGAUACCAAGGUGAUAUAUGAUGGGAUUGAAUAAUGAGAUACCAUACCAUACCAUACUAAUAUGAUGUGAUACAUCAUGAUAUGAUACGAUAAUAAUACAAUAACAAUUCAAUAACAAUAAUGAUCCAAUGGAGAUAUUAUGACACAAUACAUUUUUAAUACAAUAUAAUAUGAUGAUGACACAAUGAUGUUUUGAUAUGAUAAUAAUGGUAAUGGUAUGAUAAUGGUAGGAUAGCAUGAUAAUACGAUAUGAUACAACAAACUACUUUGAUAACAGUCAAUACGUUUUGAUACAAUACAACAGCUUCACCUUUUUUUGCAUCCCUUUUUAUUCGGUCACAAUGUAGGUUGUUCAAAGCUAGAUAAUUAUAUACAGUCAUGUAGGUAUGUAAGUCUCAAUAUGAGAAGUCUGAUUUGGUGCGAUAUCUGUCCUGUUGGACUCACAUGAUUACAUGUAUUGUGUUUCAGUAAAUUGACAUUUUUGAACUACAUGGCAUUGUACUGACCGUGGUUUAUAUAACUCAGAUCCAAAAACAACUACUUUGUUUUUUGACUUUGUCUCAUUGGUGUAAAAUUAGUUGCGUCUAGUCACUGAUUUGACCAAUGCAUUUACUAAGGAUUACAUUUACCAAGGAUUCCCCAGGUUGGCACCUUAAGGAUGAGGCUUUAGGGAAUGUGGUGAUCAGUGAUCUGUUAAGAACUUUCAUCUUCGGUGCUGAUGUGUGUAAUUAACCAGUUUAAAGUGACUUUUUCCCUACCAGGCUUUUGAGGUCAUCAGGUUGUUACUUAAGGAUGAUACCUUAAGUAACUUAAAAUUGUGUAACUACUUUGUAUCCAAAGAUAACACUACCUCAUCCUAACCAGUGUGCUACGUCUUUGCUCCUUAAACACUUGGAUGGUGUUGUGGGGGAAAAAAAAAUCCAGUAUUUCUUGUUUUAUUCAUUUCCUUGUUUGAUUGGAGCCAAAUACAUCUAACCUUAAACCACAAACAAUCCAUGAAGCAUGACAAAACCACUCUUUCAUUAGUUUUCUUUUUGUCUGCUAGCUUUGUUCAGGGUUAUGCACACAUGAAUCUCCGUCAUUAUGAAAACACAGCAGUGAAUGUAAACAUGAAAAUAACACGUUCUGGUGUCUAACAGUGUCGUUACUCUAAUUAAGUUUUAAACUCUGCCCUGCUGCACGAGCUGGAAAUAUAGUCCUCCAAAUGACAUCAACCUACAAAGCUGUCAUUAUCAUGUAUCGGCUCCAAUGUGCUAAUCUCUGUUUGUCCACAUGGUGUCUAAACCAAACGUGGCCCUGAAUCCAUAUUUGUUUCAGAUGUGGGUGUUUGUAUAAGACACAGACAGAGACUCAAGAGCCAGAAGUCUGCAAAUUCUAUCCAAACCUCUCACCUUAUUUCACUCUUGCUUUUGUUUUUCUCAUAUGAACCGAUGGAGCUGUGAAACUAUCUGCCCUCUUUGAUAUAGUAUUCAUUUCUCGUGUUUGAUUUUCCUCCUAUGAUUGAUCAAAGUAAGAACUGCAGCAGAAGAGGGGAACACAAUUGAAAGAAAACUGCUGUUACUGACUGUAACCACCUAUUAAUAAAGGAAUUUUUAGGAGCUAAGGCGAUACUUAAAGCUACUGAGGUGCUUGACCCAGAGUAACCUGGUUGACGCACCACGCCACUGAGUUUUACCGUGAGUUUUUGAUGACCAGGCAAAGUCAGGACGCUGUUCCUCAGAUGCAGCAAACAAAAAUUUAUUGCAAUGAACCUAACCAAAUCCAUUUUGCAAUAGAUAUCAAGCAACACUGAACAAAGAAAAAUGCUGGCAGUUAGUGCCACAGCAGUCAAAAACCUUUUGCCCUUCCGGGUCAAUCACCUGCCCACAAACAAUGAAAUGGCUACUUUUCCUGAGUCCCAGAUGACCGGACAGCGACACCUAAGGCAUACAAAGUGAACUGCAACUCAUAAUACAGUAUUUGGCUCCUACAGAAUUAUUGAUAUUAUGCUAAAUUAAGAGUAAAGUACAGCCUUUAGCCGCCCUCACGGACAGCUACAGUGUACCUGCCCGUCAGUGAAGUCAGCUGUGUCCUUCAUAUUGCAAAUCUCAUCGCCUUAAUAUGUACAAAACUAAUGAAUUAUUAGGAAUGAUGAAAUCAGUGCUUUUGGAGUCAGCCUCUAGUGGACACCAGAGAAAUUGCAGCUCCAGAAAGGCUUCAUUUUUACAAGUAUAAACUACAGCUAGCUAGACGAUAGUGGGUGAUGGUAUUUAUGGGAAAGUAGUUUCUAUUCCAGAAAUGCACAGCUUAAAAACUCCUCACUGUUCCUUUAAGCCUUUUCAAUUAGAGAAACUGUUUAGUCCAUUAAUCGUAAUAAUAACCAUAAAAUAUAUUCAUCACAGCACUGCCAUAGAAACCCAAAUCAAAGUUGCUCUUCGCCCAAAUUUUCUCAGCAAAUAUCAUCAACAGCAUGAAAGGAUGUCUCAAAGGUGCAGCAAUCAUUGCCAAAUUGUUCAUCCUUUUAAAAGCACAGGGAGUAAUUACAUUAACAUCCCAGUGCAAGCCGCCAUUACAGUUUCUUUUGUCUGCGAGCCUCACUGAGGGCUCCAACAAGUGCAUUAACCAAACAACUCUUCUGUAGUCAUCGUCGUGAUUAUUCUUCCUCCAAACAUCCUGCCACAGACUCCAAACAGGCCCCAGCAUCAUCACAAAACGGCUCCAUGCAUCCCUGAGCGGCAGUUCUUCAUUUUUGUGGGAGGAUAUUUAAUAAAGAAUAUCUUCCCGACACCGUAAUGAUUCAUGGAGAACAGCAGGCUCAACCUCAUUUCUGCGUCCCCCUCCUUCUCUCUUGUCCUCCACUCAUCUCCCCCUCUUUCUCUUUCACUGUCCAAAUCCUAUCAAGCUGUCAUUUCAAAGUCCGGUGUGAUUUGGGUUUUGCCCCUGGGUGAUGCACAAUUAAAGCUCUGCUUGGCUGUAAUAAGGGACACACAGAAACUGCUGGCAUCUCCUUAAGGCUUACAUCAUGCCUCUGUUUUCUCCCCCUCAAACUUCUUUAUCUUCCCUGCUGUCUCUCUGUCUUUCUCUCUCUCUCUGUGUCUCAUCCUUUCCUCUCCUACCUUCUGGCUCUCCUCACUCUCGCUCCAUCCCUCCCUCAGUUUAAUUUCUUUAUCGUUUUAAUUAUUCAAAGUCAAUUUUGCCUGGCGGUUAUCCUGUUUGUUCUGUCUCAUUUGGAUGAGAAAACACCAGCCGCUAAUUGACCAAUUAGGCCGGCUCCAGAUGACAUCAUUGAGAGUUGAAGGAAGAAAGUUUGCUGCAGCCGCCGAGCCGGAGGCGGUGGCGUGCGUCUCUGUGUGCAGACAAGGAGCAUCCUAAGGCGAUUCGCUUUUUUCCCCCUUCUUUUCCAAUAGUUAACACUUAAGUGCUGCUUUGCCUGUAAUUAACUGGAAUCAGUUCAGCUAGCUGGGCAUGUGUUUGUGUGAUACCUGAUGGGCAGCAGCAUCAGUCAUUGUGUAUCUCAGUGUGUUGUGUUACACUUUUAAAAAGUGCAGAAAAUCAGCAACUCAGCUGCAGAGUCUGUUUAAAGAAGUUUAACCUCACAGCAGGGACCAUUGCUGGACUUUUAACCCUUCCUUCCUUUCAAUGUUAGACAUAUAGUGUAACAUACUCUUCAGUUUAACGUAGUUUAAUUACAAAUUUUCUAGUUGUUAAUACCCAUGAUAUACCUUUAAACAAAACUUAAAUCAUAGCAAAGGUUAAAGGCCCAGGCAGCAGGGGCUUGGAGUUUUGGGUGGAGGUGGUGGGGCUCUGCUGUUGCUUGUUUGGUGGUUACAAAGAAAGUGGACGAGGAACUUAGACAGUCUGAAGAGAGAUGUACAUCAAAGGUACUUUUUAUGGAGUUUAAGUACAUUAAGAGUAAAAAACAAAAAAUGAAAAUACAAGAAGUCAAAGCGUGUUUUCAUAAAUAUGUUACUUUCUUGUUGAACUUUAAAAUGGUCCACCUCUGAGAUGAUGGCAGUGACUCCAAGACUACUGCCCCCCCAUUCUAUAUAGUAUUAUAGAAUGAAUACUAAUCAAUGUGACAGGAGCCUCAGAACUAGAGACUGAGACCAUAAACUCAUAGGAAAUCUGUUAACUUUGUCAGUCAGCUGACUUCAUAUAUAACCUUUUAUCAGGUAUUCAUCUUGUUUGUUUUCAACAUCUUUUACUGUACAACUGUGAACUGCAGUGAUUUUAUCUGUUUUGUUAUCUUUGUUGUUUCUUUUUGGUCUCUAUUUUUGUGCCUUGCCAGAGACGUGAUGCGGUGUUAGUCAGGUCCGCCGCCCAAGCACAAUUUGGUAUUUUAGUGAGCGGCGCAGCCCGGUGUAAGUAUCCCCCCUCCCUAACUCAGCUCCUCCCAGCGGUGUAAGUCGUAGCGAGGGAGGAGAGAGGGCGUGGAGUGGGUUUAACACAGCCGAGACCUGUAUUGACCAAUAACAUCAGCUCCUCUCUUGCCUUUAAAUCCGCCAGCGGCAAGGCGUAUUACUGCUUUCGUGAAGUAGUCAAAGAGAUCAAGAGAUGUCUGAAGACAGCAAUGCCACACGAUGGCGACGGAAGGCAGCCCCUCAACAAGUGUCACUGUAAACGCUGCAAAGUGUGUCCUUCACACUCUCUCAUAUGAGCACAGAUGAAUUUGGUGCGUGUAAUGUUGGACCCACCAGUAAGACAAACACCCUUUUCCACAAAUAAAGACACUCACAUAAAGUUGCAUAUAUUUAAACCUCACAUGACAAAGGUGGGUUGUGCGCAGAGAUCACAACAUAAAUUCCAAUAAUGGAAUAAUCAGUGCGUGAAGGACGCAUCGCGCUCCGUGGCCUGGCUCUUUCUUUCAUAGAUGUGGGCACAUAAAAUAAAUUUGGCUCACAAAACUGAUUAUUAUGAUAUUCGUAUGUAGGCUUAAAGUAAAUAACUCAUCUGAGCACUAAAAUAAAUCAUCUGUUCAGCCGCCGCAGCAGCAGCUGCAGCAGGACGGGGAGAGGACACAGAGACAUGUCCAGGUCGAGCUGCGCGAGAAAUAAGAGGAAGAAAGAAAAGGAGGGAGACGAGUUACAUAUCUUGUUAACUUCAUCAUGUGUGUCUAUUUACUAGAUAUUUAAUUUGAUUUAAUUUAAUGCGGUUUCAGCUGUGUUGAUUCGGUCAGGUUGUGUGUCCAAACGCGUGCCAAACGUGCUCAUCAGAUCAGAUAUAGAUCAGAAUAUAUCAAUAUAGAUCUAAAUGUAUGUGCUGACUCAGAUUACUAGUUCUUGAUGAUUGUGUAUUUCACUGAAAUGUGCCUGACACUGUGGAAACCUGCUGGUGAGGCAUCGGUGACGCAUGCCGAUACGCCGCCGGUCUACCAAAAUACCACUAGACCAGCUGUGCUCCGCCUACGCUUAAAGUUGACCAGGUUUGAAUCGGCAAGCUUUCAGCGCACUUUAUAUGCCACCGGCAAGCACGAAAAUGUCACUGCGCCAGCUGAUUCUGUCAACACCUCCCUCUGCCACGCCACCAAGCCCAGCUUGGUGGUCCUCUGUGGCAGAGGGUGGUGUCGACAGAAGCAGUCCACCAAAAUACCAAACUGGCUGUACGCCGGGCUCCGCCAGACGAAAACACCACUGCGCGGGGUCCGCCACCCUCUGCCGCCUCACUGGCGGACACGAAAAUAGAGCACUUUCUGUUUCUUAUUCUACAACCACUGGAGUUGCCCCCUACUGGUCAUUUGAAAGAAUAAGGGUUGGGCUAUCAAAGUGGCGAAGCAAUUAAAUCAGGCUGCCAAUGCUUGAACCCACUGAUUUAUAUGUUAUAUGUAACAUUUAAAAUAAGUAAAGUUGUUUUAAGAGGCGGUUUCAUCGGCUUAGCUUUGAAAACUAGGUUGUAUUCAUCUCUUAUAAGCACUGUAUGAUUCAGAUUUUACCAUGCUCAUUCAUUUUUGCUCCAUUAACUCUGUUCUGACUCCAUUUACAAAUGACCAUCCAGCAUUUUUACAUGUGUUUUCGCUCCCCAGAUCCAUGUCUACAGCCUGGAGACAAAGAAACCUGUGAUCUGUGUCGGCAACUCACCCGGAGAUUUCUCCUGCAUUAACCUUAAGGACAGUCCUCCUCACCUGCUGGUGUGUGGGAACAAAGACAGGAGGUAAGGACAGGCUCUCUCUGAAAUAAAAGUCAGUGAUGAUUAUUUGACAAAGAGUUAAAACUAAGUUUUCCACUAACACCUGCUGAUAUGGACAACAGAUAUGUGCAAGUUGACAGGGCUCGAUUCAGUCUGAGCAUUUUUCACACCUCUCAGCCUCAGUGUGAGAGCCUUUAAGUUGAACAUAAGAAAGAUGUGAGAUGUUCUUUGUGUCGAAUAGAGACAUCUCUCCGUCUGUCUCCUCCAUUACCUGGGAAACUAGACAAGAAAGACAUCUGGCCGCACAUGCGUGCAUUUGCACAUGCUUGCCACAUUGCUAACCUGGCUCUCCAGAUGAGGAAAAGAAGCAUAAAAGAGCCAUUCUCAUCUAUUCUGCACUUGUUAGUGGGUGCUGCGGUGCACACGCUGGCAGCGGGACAAAAAUCCCUGGCGCAUCCACAUCCAAAGCUGCCCCUGCUGUUUCUAUUCAGCACCAAAUCCAUCUGGCUGUUAAGUAGUUGGCUUAAAAGGGGAGAUGGACCGUAUCAUAUUGUUAAGUUCUGUUCUUUUCCUUCAUAGAUGGUUACGCCUCCUAGCAACUGGUUUAGAAACGUUUGUUAAGUGGAUGUAGAAAUGCUCAGCUUUGUUUUGAUUAAGGACUUGGUGCAUUUUUCCCUGCCAGAGUCUUCAUCUUCUGAUUCCUUCUGCACUGUUUGUCAUUUCUCUUUCUGAAAGAUGAGUAGUUUUGUUCAGCUUCCACUUUGGCCCCAGCUGAUGCUCAGCCGAAGACAAAUGGAAACGAUGCAGACUGAGGGACAGUCGGUGAUCUUGGCUCUCUAAACAAGGUGGCUCCAGGCCAAACUCUAAUGCAUCCCUUCCUUUUUUUGUCCAAAUGAUUUUUGUCCCUCUGCUUUUUGUGAGAUCCAGAGAGCAAAUGAGGGCUCCUGAUAAGGGGCUGCCUGGAAGACGGCCACAUUUGUGCAAAUAGGAGAAAGAAAAAGCGAGUCAAGUCAAAGAAAGAGGAGAAACAGGGAGGGUCACACCUGUGGCUGUUGGUCAUUUCUUAUUAUGCAGGGCUGACUUUCUAGACUUUGCUCAUUCUUGCUGCCAAGUUCAAAACUCAAAAUGCCUUGCGGUUGAUUUUAUGGUCACACUCUUUCUCCUGAGUGAAACCUCUUAGAAACUUUAAGACUGAUUGUAAUGAGGUUAUACUGAGGCUUUAAUGGAUCUCUGUUAGGAUGAGUCACACAGAAUUUGCUGUUUGCAUUUCCUGAGAGCUUUAUAGCUGCUGAACUGAAGCUAGAAAAAAUAAGCAGAUACGAGUUUUUCUAGUCCUAAACUGAACAUCUCCUACAGCAAAAACGCACAUCAACAGAAAGAAGUAGACCCAUUGUGACUGUGCAGCUUCUGCUCUUUGUAAAAGAGGAGAAAAAAAGUUGUAACAUUAAUUUGGAAAACUAGUCUUGCUCUGGAUAUCAUUCUCUUAACUGAUUAAUGCAUUUAUCUUUUACAAACAUGCAUAUACCAGGAUUCAUUCUACAUGUAAGAGUCAGAGGCGACCAUCUCAGACAAAUUUUGUACCACCUCAGGCCCCUGACAGCACUUUGUAAAUUCAUCUGUCCUUUCCUGCAGUUACAGUCAGUCCAGUGCAGCAGAAAAGACACUGCAUAAACUCCCUCUGAGGAAGGAAAGAGAUGAACUUCCUGCAGAGGUCAUCUACGGUCUGGGUUUUCCUUUUGUCACAUUAUCAAGAACUGUGUAUGCAAAUGAAAGCAGGUCUGCACUUACACGAUAAUGCUCUUCUACCCUGAUAGAAACAAGGACAGAUGACAGAUGACAUCUCUUUGAGCAACAAGGAAGUGCUUUACACAAAACAUGAAGAGAAUCAUUUUGGAGGUUAAAAAAAUACAUUGAAAGAAAGAGAGACAUUAAAAAUUGACACAGAAAAAUAUUAGAACAAGCCAAUAAAAUAAAUCAAAGCAAGAAAAAUUACAAUCACAGAAAGUUGAAAUAUGGCAUAGUAGCCUAUUACAGUGCAGUUUGAUCUGGAAAUGUUGGAUUAGGUUUUGUAUGUUUUGUCUUAUUCAACUGGCUUAUAACUGCCGUGUUUAACAGGCUCAGGUAUGAGGAUGUUUACCUGUGAGGGGGCAACAGAAGCUUGGUGAAGCUAACUCUGCUAACCCUGGAUACACUCUAAACCAGUCGAACACAUAUACACUCACCUGCAGACUCUGAGAUCCCAUAUUUAGUCAGGUUUAUGUUUAAUUUUGACCCUUUUGAGUGUUUUUAGACACUCAGUUGGAAUUUGGUACCGCAAAAUUAGACUCUUCAAAACAUCCCUUGUGUCCCCAUUAUGACAAUGCUUGUAAAUUAUUUUGAGUGUACUUUGAUUCAAUUUAUAUUAAUAUAUAACCAUAAAAAAUCAUGCAUGUAUUUAAAUAGAAAUUGCUGUGGUGAAGUUUCAUUGACAAUACCUAAAAAAUCAAUGAAAAUAAUGAUUAAGGUACAAAUACUACAACUGUAGUACAGUAAUAUACAAAUGAAUUGACUUAAUAUGUGAGAAAAUCUAAAUCGAGUGUUUACUUUCAUUUCUUCAUUGACAGUUUAAAAAAUUCUGUGCAAAUACACACAAAACUUGUACAUACCUUUUAUCACUCAGUCAUGAGUUUUGAAAACUUUUUUUGUUGUUGUUGUGUAUUUAUAAUGUUAUUCAAGUCUCCUGACUUUGAUAAGUAUUUAACUUAUUGGCAUUAUAACUGAAAACCUACAUUCAUACAUGUGAGAGCCAAAAUGCAUCAUAGAUUUGCAGUUUAUGUAGGAUAUGAAACUCGAGUACUUGGUAUCAGCAGUCCCAGUUUUUCUUUCAGACAUAAUCCUGCAUCUAUGAUGAUUAAUGUCUGCUAAAGGAUUAGGAAAGUAAGUGGAGUUAUUCGAGCCUGUCCCUCUCUGAGCUGCUCCUGAUUAAUGAAGAGGAGUCUGUCUGCUGACAGCUCGCUGAAGACUGAGCUGCCUCCAGCCUUAGAUUUAUGUCUCCCUGCGGUCUGCCAGUACCGCUCAGUCUUCAUUGUUUAAACGUGUGCUCCCAUCGUAAAAACGCCACCAAACAGACAGAAGUAACUGCGAGAACAACAAGCCCACCGUGCCCGUUUAGCCAUUUAGCUCUAAAAUCUGGAAGCGGAAAUGAAAUCUGUCUGAGUCCCCAAAGUGGAUUUGAUUAUGGUAAUGAGGUCUUGGAAGAAGGUUGGGUCUGGAUGGAGUCAUGUCCUGGAUGCUUUCAGCUGUAAUAAAGCCACAAUGACAACAGAUGGAGCUGCAGGUCCCCUGGGCUGCUGAAGCUCAGGAAACCCAGCAAGAGGCGGCCCAGCUCAUCCUGCCGUUUAUCCUUCACUAAAAAACAGUAACAAUCAUGAGAUAAUACCAGUAAUGACUGCACAAUGAAGGCACAUGUGGCAUUACCUUAACUGAAAAAAAUGUUCAAAUCAGAUUAUUAUUUGAAAUAAGUACAUGCAAUUACUGGCUACGGCUGUGGAAGCCCAAAGUGGACAUUUAAUUCGCCUUACAAAAAAAAUAAAAUAAAUUGUUGUCUUUUCUCACGCUCUUAGUCGAGAUCAUGAUGAGGGGAAAAAAAGAAAAAAUGAAAUGAAACCAACAGACUCAUGGUAUUUUAGUAUAUAACCAUCUUCAGUCUGGGUUCAUGAGGCUAAAAAAACCCAUCAUGUCUGUGGACACUGCAGGCAGCCCUGUCAAUGUAGCUGCUGUCAGCUAACAUCCCUUUAAAUAAUAAUAUGAACAAUGGCAAAGGAUCCAAUCUAACUGUAACUAACAUGAAUCAAAUAUAUGAUCUGUUUAGAGACGGACCGAUAAUUUCAGAUAAAAUAAAGUAAAAAAAAUAUAGAUAAAUAAAAUACUGAACUGAGCCAAAUAUCCUCCUAUCAAAAUGUAUUUGGACAAAUAUUCACUCAAGUUUGGCUGUUUAUGUUCCUGUUUGUUAGUCUUUUUUAAAUGUUAUAUUUUGUCCAAUGCAAUUCAAAUAUUUUUCCAUUAUCCAUAUCGGCAUUGGCCAUUGAAAAAGUGAUAUCAGUUUUACCACUUAUUUUGUCAUUAUUUACAAUAACAAUAAUACAUUUUAUUUGUAUUGCCCUUUAAAAUAGGAGGCCUCAAAGGGCUACAUCUUAAAGCAAAGAAAUAUCACCGUAAAAACAGGUUGUUGGUUAAAAAAAACCUCCAUAUAGAAUUAUGGAGUUCAAGUUCAAAAUCCAUCCUAGAAUUUAGUCUUAAAAUGUUGAUAUUUUUUAUCAACGUGACUCCAAUAUCACAUCAUACAAAACACAGUCAAUAAAAGUGUUUUGAAUUUUAAAAAGAUAAUUUCCAUAUUCUUUUGUUUUUAUCCUUCAUGCUAAGGUAAUCUUUGUGUCUGAAUAGCAGAUGAAGAAAUGUGAUAUUUGAGUCUGGAGCUGAAGCUGUCAGCACAUGUGCUCCAGCUUGUAUUUGUCUCUUGGUUCAGAUGUUGUAAAGUUCCUGUAGCUGUGAGAAUAGUGUCCUUUUGUCUGCUGAUGAAAGCUCUCUUUGACUCACUGCACUCCCUCUUGGAGUCCUCCUCCUCCUCCUCUGAAAACGGGAAGUGAAAUCCAAAACGACCACGUAGUAGUUAGAUUGUAAUCUGUUCUGUUAUUGGAGCCACAGCUCAAGUGUAAAAAACAUCCAAUAAAAGUUAAAAACCUCUGAAGUUUGUUCUUAUACCCGUCUGAUCCACUCAUUUCUCAGGUGAUUGAACAUUUGUGUGUGAUAGUGCAGAAAUAAACAUGUACUCUUCUCUCAUCUCUCAUUCAGGGUGAGGGUAUUCGACCUACGAGCCGGCGCCUCUGUUGCGUCCCUGUACGCCCACCACCUGGGUGUCACCUCGGUUCAGGCGGAUGAGUGGAAGAUCGUGAGCGGCGGAGGCGAAGGACUGGUGUGCGUGUGGGAGACGAGGAUGGGAGCCAAGCUGUGGGAGAUGCACAACAGGUGGGAUUUUCUUCCCUCUGAUUGUCUCCAGGGAGGAUUUGAACUGGUGGAAACAGUAAAAAACAUGUGAAGCCGAACAGCUUUCGAAGGUGUCACAUCUGUUUUUGUUGCAGCGCUUCUCUCACAUCACAGCCGUCGAGUGUUCCUCUGAGAUUACAGCUAAUUAAGACAUGAACAAAACCCACAAACGCAGUGAUUGUGGGUUUUAUCUUUUGGUUUUGUUGUCUUAUUGUUCUCCAGGUUAUCAUGAAUACCACAAAUCAAAUAACUUAUUUAAUGGCACAUUGUGAAAACAGCUUACAACAUAGGAGCUGAGAAAAAAAGCUGAUUUUUAUGGUUUGCAAAUCAUCUAUUGAAUUGAAAGUAGUGCAAAGACAACAUGUCAACUAUACUGUAUCAUUUCCUCUUUGCACUUUGUCCUGUCAAAGCGGUUUUUGGAGGUAAUUCUGAGUCCAUGCGGUGACUUCCACUACCGUCCUUGCACUGACUCUUCUGGAAAGUGUUGCUGACAUAAUAUUUAAAACAUGUUUAAAAUAUAUUAUUUUAUAAGAGUUAGAUUAAUAACUUUAAUAAAAAUCAGGGCUGAUUUGAUUUGCUCCAGGAUUAAUUCAUUCAAAAAGAUCUCAAAGAGGUGCUACAGUAAGAACUUUGUGAGAUAAAGUGCAGUUUGAUGUUUUACACUUACAGGCAUCCUGUACGGCAUGUGCGCUUUAACACCAGCACCCUGCUCACAGCCAACAUCCCCGAUGACAAGUCGCCACGAGGAGCCUGCAUCACAGACGAUGACCUCACAGCUCACCGCAGGUCACUGAUCAUCCCACACUCUCUCUCUCUCUCUCCUCUGCUUUCAUCCUCCUUUUUUUUUAGUGACUCAGAAAUCCUCGGCUGUUUCCUUGCACCUUUUUGUCGUUUAAGAAAAGUGCUCUUGCAGGAAUAGUCUGGUAUUUUAGGAAAUUAGGUUGUUUUGUUAUGACAGGAGAAAGUCACCACUUAUGUCUGUACAGUAGAAUGAAGCUACAGUCGAAAUGUAGUCAGGAUCCUAACAGAUAUCCUCAAUAAGAAUAAUUCAGCUGUGCUGUGCUGAAGCUUUUCUGAUUUCCCUCCUCAGACACCGGGGAGUCAUCUGUCAUUACGACUUCUCUGAAGGCGCCUCAUCACAGGAUCACAUCCUGCCAAUCUGCAGGUCUGACUACAAAGAGUCACACGGAUACAACUACAACAUCGGUCUGGCUGUGCCGUAUGACAGACUGUCUGGAUCCCAUCCAUCCCACUGACACACAAGAUAACAAACUGACUCUGAGCAGACUGUACAAACUUUGACCUUUGAGCAGUUUGUUUGAAACUGGAUCCUUGUAUUUGAUGACUUCCUCGUGUUUUAGCAGAAUCUUUGUAUAUUAUCUUUAAAUGUAUGUUUGUCAUUCUAACUGCUGAUUACGUUUGUCCUGAAAUUGUCCAGUAAAAUAACCAGAUGUUUAUUUUUCAUGCUGUAGUGUUGAGCCAAAUGAAGGAUGUUUUAAAAACAAUCUGAUUUAAAGAAUAAAGUGAUUUUAGUCACUGAUUGGCUUAUAUGCUCCAGCUGUUCUGAGGGCGGAUGCAGGAUCAGGAGUGAGUUCUCAGCUUAAAGAUAAAGAUGCUGAUUAUACAUGAUACUCCAUCUAUACUGAUCCUGACAGCCAGUUGUUCUCCUGAAAAUCUGUUCACUACAAAAUAGGCCAAUUCUGAAGUAAAAUACAAUUCCAUUAUAACUUUCAUAUUAUGAUUAGGAGAAAUGUUAUUCAGCUCUGAGUUUAAUACAACAAUAGUCUCACAACAUAAAGCCUCGAUUCCCAAUAAUUAUAUUCAUAAUAUAACUGUACAACAACUUUAUUCUUGUAAGGUUAAGGUUCAGUCCUCAUGAUAUCCGGCUAUGAGUGAAACAUUAUGACUUUAUUCUAAUAAUAUUAUUACUUUACUCUGACUUUAUUCUUGUAAUAUUGUGACAAUUUACUAGAUAUUUGUUCAUGAUUUUAAUAUGUCAUUCUUAUAUUAUUGUGAUUUGAAUUUCUCUGCAUUAUUAUGGCUUUAAUUCUCAGAUGUUACCACUUCCUGAGUUUAAUACAUUAUUAUCCCCCAAAUAUAAGACAUUAGUAUGACUUUAUUUUUGAAAUAGUGCGACUUUAUUCUCAUAGUGUUUUGAGUUUAAUACAUUUUUCUCAUAACUAUGUAGCAAUCAAGACAACCCUGGAUGUGAAACCCACACAUUCCUCACAGGAAAGCUUCCUUAUCUGGUCCCAGGAAACAGGAUAUAAAUCUUUCCAGACGUGUUUGCCCUUUCAGGUUAAAUAAGUGACCCAACAGGAGGUUGACUAAACCUCUGACUCUUCACGAUUGGUCAAUUCGGAGAACAGAGACAGAGUUUUAUUACCUUUCAAACUGACUCCAUUUGCUGACCAUCUAAAUAAACAUUAACGUCUCAACCCAGAUCUCCCAUUUGAGAUUUAGUGUCUUAAAGUGUGUGAACAUACGGACCCUAGGAAAAGGGGGGACACUGACCUCCAGACCUCGGUCGUAAAACCCUGCUCGACCAUACACUGAUAAAGACUGCAUUCCUUUGGUGAAAGAAUACAAAUGACUGAUCAUGACAUCUUAUGCAUUCAGCAAUGUACUAAUCUGUCUAAUCAUGAAAUUUGUGUUAAAAUGAGAUGUUUCCCGUUUUUCUAUGUGCUUCAGAAGCCAAGUUAUCUUAUCUGACAGAAUAAAUCCUUAUUCUUUAGUUUCUUUAGACCAACAGCUUUUCAGACUGUUUCAUGAACUUUUAAGAGUUAAAUUUAUUGACUAUGGAUCAUAACUUAACUCUAGGUAACAGAGACAGUUUAGAAAUGUUUGGUUUAUAUUUUAGUUGUUUAUUUAGUAUUUUUAACCAUUAGGUGGUUAUAAUGUCAUUGAAUAAUCUGAAUGUGAGUAUUUAGAAUCCAUUAUUAAUCAUGAUGAAGUUCAUUCACAUGUGUUUACUCUUUUGUUGUUCACAGUUUCCAUGUGUUACUAUCUGUUUCAUUUCAGAGUAAUUUAGCAUGUUCAAUGUGAUACUUAAAACAUAAUGAGAAUGUUUGAUGUGAUCCUACACUUCAUUCAUAUGUGUUUAGUAUCAAAUUAUUGAUCAUGAAACCAAGCAUUCAAUGAUAUUAAUCAUAGUGAGUGAGUAUCAGAUCUGACUCUUUUACCAGCCAAAAGAAUAAGUUAGAUCAAAUAAUCAGAGAUUCCACGACCCCUCCUCUUUCUCCUCAGACACACCCAGUGUGAGAAGAUAAAACCAGUGAAGUGGGGUUGCUCACUCUCUUAGCUCUUGCUCUCUUAUCUCUCUUAUGUCUCUUAUCUCUCUUAUGCUUCUGCUCUUCUGCUGACUCUCUUGUCCCCGGCUCUUAUGCCCCUUCUCUUCUGUCCACACCCUUCUGUGGUGCGUUUCUUUGUUUUCUCUUAGAACUUUUUCUUAGUCUUCUAAGUUUUACGCCACGUGUUGAUUCACGUUGAUUUUUCUUUAACAUCGUCUUAGUUCAAGUUUUGAAACUUCAACUUUUUGUGCACAUAGCAAUUCAAGAUUAAGCCUUUGAUUGAUUUUCUUUAAUUUCGCGAAGCCAUUUUUGAAAGUUUUCUCUGCUCUUCGAGCCUCGUUUUUCUGAGUUUUCUGCGUGAUUUCAAAGUCACCUCCGAACGCAAUCCAACAGGCCCAGGUCAUCCUCUGUGCCAGAGUUUUUGAGUGAGACUAAAGAAGUACCCAAACGAGCAUCCACAGGAUCCACAGGCGCUGGUUUUUGCUUCGGGCCUGAGUGCUGCAACUCCUGGCUCAUCCUUCGGCUUACUUCAGUCGUCUUCUGAGCUGAACCGCUCGAACCGCCAGUAGCCCGGACCUUCGGAACCUGCUCCAUCUUCUCCAAGGACCAGUCUCACUUAAGUAUGCAAACCUCCAGAGCUCUAAAGAGGGCUGGUGCUGUCUCGUGCGUUCAUAACUCAGAUGUCCUCUUAUUCUGGUAAUCUUAGAUUCCUCCAAAUCCACAACCGAGUUUAUCUCGACACCAAAGUUAGUGUAGGUUAAUAUGUUAGCGCAUAUUCACUCACUAUCAUUAACUUUAGUGCUCCUAGCCUGACUCAGAAUCUUUGUUUAUUCACCUAUUAUUAUCUAUCUUCAUUAUCUUAUCAUCAUUUAUUGCAUGUGUGUUGUACCAUCAUUUAUCCUGUAAUAAACAGAUCAUUAUUUUUCUAAGUUCCUGUCUGUUAGUGUUCUUCCAGAAGUGGAGUCCCUGAAAUUAGAAUUUCGACUUAAGAUAUGAGACUGAUUAAUUAAGACUGAUUAAUUAAGACUGAUUAAAUAAAACUGACGAUGUUUGAUUUCUGAAUUAAACUUUUGUUUUCUUUAUUUUCCCACCAUUAAGGGUGGGUGGUGCCCCUUUCAACGAGUGCAUAAAUGUCAUAAUUUGAGAUUAUUAAUCUUCAGACAUUUAUUAUAAAUUCCAAUCGCCAAGUAUUAUUUUGGUGCGGCCUUGUGAGGCUCAUUUCAAAUCGCUACAUAUAUUUUGGUGCGACCGUAUGAGGCUCAUUUCAAAUCACUACAUAUAUUUUGGUGCCCCGUGUGAGGCUCAUUUCAAAUCACUACAUAUAUUUUGGUGCCCCUGCGUGAGGCGUUUCAAACAAAACUUCUGGAUACUAACAGACAACCUAAAACUUAGCCUUCCAAAUUGAUGAGAGAAACUUAUUUCCAGGCUAUCCUAGACUUAAUCACAAUAAAUGCUAUGCUUGCUGAAGUUGCUUGACUAAGUUCUGAUGUUUUCCUGAUCUAUGCAUAAAACCUUUAUGCUCUGUGUUUCACACACUUUUGUACUACAUGCCUGUAGUCUGUGUUUGAGCUGGACAGCGUGAAAUGUUGUUCUGAGUAGCAGUGAGACUGCUUCUUCUGCUCUGUCUAGACUGUCCAAUAUUUAAGUGCACGAUUGUUGCGUCGCCGUACGCUUGUAUUUAAGGCCUUUGGCUGAACCCAGUGUUCGCGAUGCUCCGAGCUGUGGUUUCAAGCCCCUGAAGUCUCUAUAGUCUGCUACGAAGUUCUAGUAACUAUAUGGGAUUCAGAUUUCCUCCUUUCCCCUGACAGAGUAGCUACCUGUCACAGGAAACCACUGUAACAGUGGGAGGUUGUUGUUUGAUUGAAUUCAGACAAAAUUCGUGAUCACAAAUCGCCGCAUUUGUGAGUUUAAAGUCUGCAGUUGAAUCUGCUGUUGAGGGAUUUGUCACUUUGAUUCUUGUCUCUGUAGUCUGCUACGAGGUUCUAGUAACUAUAUGGGAUUCAGAUUUCCUCCUUUCCCCUGACAGAUUAGCUACCUGUCACAGGAAACCACUGUAACAGUGGGAGGUUGUUGUUUGAAUGAAUUCAGGCAAAAUUUGUGAUCACAAAUCGCCGCAUUUGUGAUUUUAAAGUCUGCAGUUGAAUCUGCUGUUUAAGAAUUUGUCACUUUGAUUCUUGUUUCUGUAAAUUAUUUUAUUGAACCAAUCUGCUUGAGCAGAUGGUGUAAAGUUCUAUGUUUGAGGGUGCAGACGCAGCCUGCUGUGAAAUGUUAACCCUUUGUUGUCAGUAGAGAGACUGACCUUUGGCCUUAAGCAGAUAAGGCCCUUCGAGGAGGCAGAGCCUAAAGGCCCCUUCCUUCAGACUUCCCAACUUCACACAGCCACAAGAGGCUAGUUGGAUGACUGUUUCCUCUUUGCUUCUUCUUCUCCAUUUGUGUUGAGCUUGUGCAGUUCUCCCAACUCCAUACUGCCCCACAUGGUUGCUUUUGGUAUUGAGCUAACACUGCUAUUAUCUGCCUGCAGUAUCAGCCAGCUGUACUGCCUCUCUGUAGUCAGUGUGUAACACUCUACAGACAUAACUCAAGUGAUUGACUUGGUUGAUGAAGUUUGAUGUGCUUAUUCUAAAUCAUUGAUCAUUGAUUUUUGAUUUUUAUCUUUGUUAUAAGAGCCUACAUAAUGUAUUGAUAAAGUAACUCCUUGAAUCAAUCACCUGAUCUUGUUGUUACUUAUCACACCAUUGAGCAGUUUUACUGUUCCCUAUAAUACAUGAAUGUAUUAACCCUCCUCAUAAGAUUAAUUAAUUAAUGAACAAAUUAAUUAAUAUUUGAAAUCUAUUUUACCAUUUCAGAUGAAUUGGGUAGUUGAAUCUUUGGCUUUAUUGCGAUUUGUGAAUUAACUUCAGAGUUAAUUCCUUAAAUUGACAAUUUCAUUGGUUUCAGAUUCAUCCAACUGCAUCAGGCAGUUUAUUUAAGCUUUGCUGAUCUCUGCAACACGGAGACAAUUUGAACCCUUUUUUCAAUGGUUCUGUAUCUGAUGUUAAAUUUAAUUUAACAUUAUUUCACCUUGUUUUAUUUCAAUUUUCAUUGAAAUGAAUUUAACUUUAUGUUAUUUUUCUCUCCAUUAGAGAUCUACUCAGAUAGGCUCUUCCUCUUUAUCAAGCACUGAUAAAUUAAGUCGAUUAACUCACUUAAUUUGAUAUUUUGCUUCUUCUUUUCAUUUUAAGCCAACUCAAACUCAUCAACCAACCACCUGCACCUCUUUACCAAAACCAAACAUGCCUAACACAAAAGAGUCCAGCCAGGGAGACCCCCUGAGGGACAUACACACAGUGUUGGCAAACUUGACUAGUCAGUUGAUACCUCAAUACAUGACUAAGAUUCAAAAGGCCAAACCCUCCAAUCCGGAGGAUGCAAUGGCUGACUUACUGGAAACAGCCUUAACCACGACACUUCGUGACAAAGAGCUCACUAGAUGCAUGUCUGUCAUGAUGUCUUCUCAGCUUGAGUAUAAAGACUACUUGCUGGAAUGCGCUUUAGCAAAGAUAAAGGCGCAAAAAGACGAAAACAGCGCUCUGAAAAAGAUGCUAGAAGAGACUAAGAAGUCUCUAAGUGUUUUAGAAAAACACAGUGCCAGAUGUGAAGCGUCAAAGCUUCCCUCACUGAUAAGUCAUGAAGAAAAUCUUGAUCUUAAAGACAAGAUUGAAAGACUUAAUGAAACCCUUUACAAAAAGGAGAAAGAACUUGAUGACACGAAUAAGCAGCUUGCUAAGACCACAGAGGAUCUGAUACAGUCAGAAUCCCUACUAGAGCAAGCAACAGAAGAUGUAAAAACUUUGAAAGCAUUGGUCAAAGUGCGUGCUGAAGCUCUUGAAGCUAAGGAGAAGCAAACUUCUACCUUACAGCACCAGCUCCAGAUAGCUCAGAGACAGUUAAUUCUUUGGCAAGAACGGCAAGAAAAGACAGACAAAGAACUUGAAGAUGCCCAAAGAGAGUUACAAUGCUCCCUCCAGUCAGGUCGAGCCCAAAGAGAACGCAUGGAGCAAACUUUUCUUGAAGAAAUGAUAGGUGAUCAGCCUCCUGAGAGAGCGCCAUCACUUCCUUCCAAACCAACUCUUAAGUAUCUCUCUCAGCAUCAUGACAGGACCCUGCUUGACCCUGAGAGGUCAUCCUUAAACCAAGAGUCUUACUCUCCUCCCCAUGAUGGCUUCUUACCAUUUCCCUCAGAUAGGGAUCUUGACAAAAUUGCUCGCAACAUAGCACGCUUUGAACCUGAGCACCAAGGUGCUACUGACACCUGCACCUACUUGAAAGACAUUGACUUUUACCUGAGGAAAUUUCCAGGUGCAACCAUUGAUGACAAAAUCUACCUUAUUAAGGCGACGUCAAGUCGAGAGGUUAGCAGUUUCCUUGAACGACAGCCUUAUCAUGUCAGAAAUAAUUAUGACUUGCUCUGCCAAGCAUUAAUCGAAGAGUUUUCUGAUCAUUUGACCCAGACAGGCCUUUCUGCUGCUCUGUCUAUUAAACAAGGGAGAUCAGAAUCUCCCCAACAUUAUUACAACCGCUUACGCGAAGCUUACUUUGGUUUCCGAAAUGAACCAGAAAUGGAGGAGGACUUGAACUUCAAAACGCUGUUCGUCCAGAACCUCCACCCUACCACCAGUCAUCACCUUGGCGUCUUAGCUUGUCCAAACACUUCGACUAGCCGACAGCUUCGUGAACUUGCUGUAAAAGGUUUUGCCAAACAACGACAAACUUUGGCUAAGAAAGCAGAGCCCGUUACUCUCUUGGCUAUGGAGACAAAAUCACUGCCCAUGGAGCUGAACGAAGCUUCAGACUGUGUUUUUUCAGGCUCCGAUAAGCCUCCAAAUGAGUGGUUAACCAGGCCUCCAAAACCUUUUCGACCUCAACAAACUCACAAAGGUCAAAGUUACACACCAAGGCCCAGUUCUGACACAGACCAACGCCAGGUAAACUUUGAGACCAACCGUUGUUAUUCAGACUCCCGUCACGGUGGGUUUUAUCCCAGACAAAGGAAAAACCAUCAACACCGCCAAAGGGGGGUGAAUGACUGGCAGAAUCAGAGUAAAUUACACUCUCAGAAACGACGAUCUUAUUAUCCACCUCAAUCGGUUUCAUCCACUUUGAAGGUGAAUAAACAUGACUACUCAGCUAACCACUGAGAUUAACACUGUGGAGUCAUGAAGGUGUGAGUCCUGUGAAAGCAGAAGUCAGCUAGCCAAAGCUAAAUGACUCCAAUAAGAUAUCCAAAUGCUGUGGUGAUACAUUGAUGACUGCAAUACCAGUUGCUGCUUUCUUUGUUAGCAUUUGUCUCUCCUCUGUCAAUAUAGUCAGCUUGUCAGCUGUCAAAUAUCCCAUGAACAGAUUAAAAGCUGAAAUUUCUGUCACUAAGACUCAGAUUGACAAAUUUCAGACUCAACAGCAGAUAAUUAGUCAAACCGAUAAGAGCAUCAUCCCCAAGUUUAACAGACAAAGUUUAAGAGAAACUCUGUGCAGUAAACUUUUGAUGUUUGUGAUUCAGGUUGACUAUGCUCAUACACAGAUGGUUAAUAUGUCUAUAGCAGACAUUUCUUUUCCACCUAAGUCUUAACCAUUUUUGAAACUGAAAUUGAACUUUCAGACUUCUCCAGCAAGCAUGAAAAACAGCUAUAGCUUUAGAUCCAGUUAGCAUUCAGACUAAAGAGUGCUUUUCUAAAUCUCAUUAAUACUGAAAAUUAGGAGAUUUUCUUUCACAUUAGUCUACCAAUAGUUAACUGAGAAAAGUCUAACACCUAGACGAUUUUAUUUGAUAGCUUAAUGCAUGCUCGAUGUUAUCUUAAAGCAGAUACUAGUGAUUCACAUAGUGAUAAUGAGACGCAUCAGUCCUAUUUGCAUACACCUGCUGCUGCUGCUGCUGCUUCAUGGUUGUCUACUCGUCGUCCCGAUGCUCCAUGGACAGGACCACCGUGACGAAGGGGGGACUGUAGCAAUCAAGACAACCCUGGAUGUGAAACCCACACAUUCCUCACAGGAAAGCUUCCUUAUCUGGUCCCAGGAAACAGGAUAUAAAUCUUUCCAGACGUGUUUGCCCUUUCAGGUUAAAUAAGUGACCCAACAGGAGGUUGACUAAACCUCUGACUCUUCACGAUUGGUCAAUUCGGAGAACAGAGACAGAGUUUUAUUACCUUUCAAACUGACUCCAUUUGCUGACCAUCUAAAUAAACAUUAACGUCUCAACCCAGAUCUCCCAUUUGAGAUUUAGUGUCUUAAAGUGUGUGAACAUACGGACCCUAGGAAAAGGGGGGACACUGACCUCCAGACCUCGGUCGUAAAACCCUGCUCGACCAUACACUGAUAAAGACUGCAUUCCUUUGGUGAAAGAAUACAAAUGACUGAUCAUGACAUCUUAUGCAUUCAGCAAUGUACUAAUCUGUCUAAUCAUGAAAUUUGUGUUAAAAUGAGAUGUUUCCCGUUUUUCUAUGUGCUUCAGAAGCCAAGUUAUCUUAUCUGACAGAAUAAAUCCUUAUUCUUUAGUUUCUUUAGACCAACAGCUUUUCAGACUGUUUCAUGAACUUUUAAGAGUUAAAUUUAUUGACUAUGGAUCAUAACUUAACUCUAGGUAACAGAGACAGUUUAGAAAUGUUUGGUUUAUAUUUUAGUUGUUUAUUUAGUAUUUUUAACCAUUAGGUGGUUAUAAUGUCAUUGAAUAAUCUGAAUGUGAGUAUUUAGAAUCCAUUAUUAAUCAUGAUGAAGUUCAUUCACAUGUGUUUACUCUUUUGUUGUUCACAGUUUCCAUGUGUUACUAUCUGUUUCAUUUCAGAGUAAUUUAGCAUGUUCAAUGUGAUACUUAAAACAUAAUGAGAAUGUUUGAUGUGAUCCUACACUUCAUUCAUAUGUGUUUAGUAUCAAAUUAUUGAUCAUGAAACCAAGCAUUCAAUGAUAUUAAUCAUAGUGAGUGAGUAUCAGAUCUGACUCUUUUACCAGCCAAAAGAAUAAGUUAGAUCAAAUAAUCAGAGAUUCCACGACCCCUCCUCUUUCUCCUCAGACACACCCAGUGUGAGAAGAUAAAACCAGUGAAGUGGGGUUGCUCACUCUCUUAGCUCUUGCUCUCUUAUCUCUCUUAUGUCUCUUAUCUCUCUUAUGCUUCUGCUCUUCUGCUGACUCUCUUGUCCCCGGCUCUUAUGCCCCUUCUCUUCUGUCCACACCCUUCUGUGGUGCGUUUCUUUGUUUUCUCUUAGAACUUUUUCUUAGUCUUCUAAGUUUUACGCCACGUGUUGAUUCACGUUGAUUUUUCUUUAACAUCGUCUUAGUUCAAGUUUUGAAACUUCAACUUUUUGUGCACAUAGCAAUUCAAGAUUAAGCCUUUGAUUGAUUUUCUUUAAUUUCGCGAAGCCAUUUUUGAAAGUUUUCUCUGCUCUUCGAGCCUCGUUUUUCUGAGUUUUCUGCGUGAUUUCAAAGUCACCUCCGAACGCAAUCCAACAGGCCCAGGUCAUCCUCUGUGCCAGAGUUUUUGAGUGAGACUAAAGAAGUACCCAAACGAGCAUCCACAGGAUCCACAGGCGCUGGUUUUUGCUUCGGGCCUGAGUGCUGCAACUCCUGGCUCAUCCUUCGGCUUACUUCAGUCGUCUUCUGAGCUGAACCGCUCGAACCGCCAGUAGCCCGGACCUUCGGAACCUGCUCCAUCUUCUCCAAGGACCAGUCUCACUUAAGUAUGCAAACCUCCAGAGCUCUAAAGAGGGCUGGUGCUGUCUCGUGCGUUCAUAACUCAGAUGUCCUCUUAUUCUGGUAAUCUUAGAUUCCUCCAAAUCCACAACCGAGUUUAUCUCGACACCAAAGUUAGUGUAGGUUAAUAUGUUAGCGCAUAUUCACUCACUAUCAUUAACUUUAGUGCUCCUAGCCUGACUCAGAAUCUUUGUUUAUUCACCUAUUAUUAUCUAUCUUCAUUAUCUUAUCAUCAUUUAUUGCAUGUGUGUUGUACCAUCAUUUAUCCUGUAAUAAACAGAUCAUUAUUUUUCUAA
Xyrichtys novacula (pearly razorfish) is the source of this 38355-nucleotide messenger RNA. NCBI's taxonomy places the organism in Eukaryota, Metazoa, Chordata, Actinopteri, Labriformes, Labridae. The record is from the annotation of a GenBank genome assembly.